AUGAUAUGUCGACUGGGACGAGCCAAAGUGGACUUUGAACACAUUGAAACUCCUCAGCAUACUAGCACUGGUCAUGCCACAAUAGUAGGCGUUGCUGCACCAUGGGUAAAGUCAGUAACACUUCUCGUGAGAGAUUGUCGGUGCGAGCAAAGUCCUACGAAGCGCCGGUCUCUGCAUGCAGGCUGCGUCGAGAGAGGAAUGCUGGCUCCACAUCCACAUGCAAGUUGUGGUGGAGUCAAGCCCUUGGCCUACGGCAUCUUGAAGAUCUCCUUCCUUCCUUUCUAUGUACGAAAGCGACAGAACAACUACCCUCUUCUCCCUACCGGUCAGCAACAUCUCCAUCACGAUAGCAACACCAUGCGUUUCGAAGUCAUUGCUCUCAUGGCCUUCGCCGCCCUGGCGUCCGCCACCCUCGCACCGAAUUACACCUCCAAAGCCGGCGUGGAAAUCUACAACCCAUCUUCCUUCUUCAACACAACCGGGCCAUGGAGCUUAAUGUCCCGAGCUGGCGACUAUCUCUACAUCUCUGGCAUGCGCGGCAUCCACCAAGAGAACAGCACCCUUACACCAACCGGCUUGCCCCGCGUCCGCAAAGCAUACGAGAACAUGCGUGAUCUCGUCGAGCUGGCCGGCAUCGAAUUGACAGAUUGUGCCCGCCUCGUUGUGUAUGUGACCGAUAUGUAUAGGUACAGACCCAUGUGCAACGAAGUACAGAUCGAGCUUUGGGGUGAGGAUGCGAGUCGGUAUCCGCCGAGGACGAUUCUUGAAGUUGAUCGGUUGAAUGAUGAUGAUACCGUUGAGGUUGAGGGCACGUUCUACUGGCCUAGGGUGUGA
Messenger RNA from Fulvia fulva, 834 nucleotides. RefSeq names its product 2-iminobutanoate/2-iminopropanoate deaminase. The record is from RefSeq and is a predicted model, not a curated record. Lineage: Eukaryota; Fungi; Ascomycota; Dothideomycetes; Mycosphaerellales; Mycosphaerellaceae. The coding region runs from base 1 to 834 and encodes 277 amino acids. The transcript has 2 exons.